AUGGAGGAACUCUAUGCAUCUGUAAGACAGGUAAACACAGAAAAAGUAAAAGAAAUUCUAUAUGGCGAAACAUUGAUAUCCGAACAACAGGAUGAUCUUUUUAAUGUUCUCAUUGCUGGGUUAUUGGAGAAUCCAUCACGCGUGGCUGAAGCAACCAAACUCGUCUAUUUGUUAAGGAAUGCUGGAUUGAAUGUCAACCAACCAGAUGUAAAGGAUGGUUCCAUUGCAUUGCUGACUUAUUUUCAAAAUGCAGUCAAAAUAGAUGCAGGCUUUGUGGAGGCCCUUCUGCGUUGCAAUGCAGAUGUCUAUGCAGUUAACCAUAAUGGCAUCAAUGUACUUGAUGAACUUGCCAGAAAUAAGUCUUCCUUGCAAAACAAUGUGAAAGAGAUUUUUGAGAAGUAUAUGCCUGGAAUGUGGAAUGCUGUAGAGAAUGAUGACCUGAUGAGUGUUCGACGUUUGGUGAAUCAGUGGUGUAGAACUGACAUCGAAAAGAAUGGGAAAACCUUGGUCCAACUGUCUAUUGAACGUGGGGUGGAAAACAUGGACCGUUUAGUUGGAGAGAUUAAUUCAUCGAUGGACUUGGCUCAUGGUGUACUGGCUGAUGAUAUCACACUUGUGAAUGAAGUCAUUGACUCCAAGAAACCAAUCAAUAUCAACUUCAGAAAUGGGAUAUCAGGUUUAGAAUAUCAAAUCAGGAAUUGCAUUUCUGAAAUUAAAUAUUACUUCUUUUCCUAUUCUUUUUUUUCUUUCUUUCUUUGUUCUUUUUUUUCUUUCUUUCUUUGUUCUUUUUUUUCUUUCUUUCUUUGUUCUUUUUUUUCUUUCUUUCUUUGUUCUUUUUUUUUUUCUUUGUUCUUUUUUUCUUUCUUUGUUCUUUUUUUCUUUCUUUGUUCUUUUUUUCUUUCUUUGUUCUUUUUUUCUUUCUUUGUUCUUUUUUUCUUUCUUUGUUCUUUUUUUUUUUCUUUGUUCUUUUUUUCUUUCUUUGUUCUUUUUUUUUUCUUUUCUUCUUUCUUUUUUUUUCUUUUUCUUUUUUUUUCUUUUUUUUCUUCUUUUUUUUCUUUCUUUGUUCUUUUUUCUUUCUUUUGUUCUUUUUUCUUUCUUUGUUUUUUUUUCUUUCUUUUUCUUUUUUUUUUCUUUUUCUUUUUUCUUUCUUUGUUCUUUUUUUCUUUCUUUGUUCUUUUUUCUUUCUUUGUUCUUUUUUUCUUUCUUUGUUCUUUUUUUCUUUCUUUGUUCUUUUUUUCUUUCUUUGUUCUUUUUUUUCUUUGUUCUUUUUUUCUUUGUUCUUUUUUUUCUUUGUUCUUUUUUUUCUUUGUUCUUUUUUUUCUUUGUUCUUUUUUUUCUUUGUUCUUUUUUUUCUUUGUUCUUUUUUUUCUUUGUUCUUUUUUUUCUUUGUUCUUUUUUUUCUUUGUUCUUUUUUUUUUCUUUCUUUUUUUUUGUUCUUUUUUUCUUUUUCUUUUUUUUUUGUUCUUUUUUCUUUGUUCUUUUUUUCUUUUUGUUUUUUUUUCUUUGUUCUUUUUUUUUUUUUUCUUUUUUUUUUCUUUCUUUUUUUUCUUUGUUUCUUUUUUUUUUUUCUUUUUUCUUUGUUCUUUUUUUUCUUUGUUCUUUUUUUUUUGUUUUUUUCUUUUUUUCUUUUUUUCUUUUUUCUUUUUCUUUUUUUUUCUUUUUUUUUUUUUCUUUCUUUUUUUUUUUUUUUUUUUCUUUUUUUUUUUUCUUUCUUUGUUCUUUUUUUUUUUUUUCUUUCUUUUUUUUUUUUUUUUUCUUUCUUUCUUUUCUUUCUUUCUUUUCUUUUUUUUCUUUUUUUUCUUUUUUUUCUUUUUUUUUUCUUAUUUUCUUUUCUUUCUUUGUUCUUUUUUUUUCUUUCUUUCUUUGUUCUUUUUUUUCUUUCUUUCUUUGUUCUUUUUUUUCUUUCUUUCUUUGUUCUUUUUUUUCUUUCUUUCUUUGUUCUUUUUUUUCUUUCUUUCUUUGUUCUUUUUUUCUUUCUUUCUUUUUCUUUUGUUCUUUUUUCUUUCUUUUUCUUUUUCUUUCUUUUUUUUCUUUUUUUUUUUUUCUUUUUUUUUCUUUCUUUUUUUUUUUUGUUCUUUUUUUCUUUCUUUUUUCUUUUGUUCUUUUUGUUCUUUCUUUCUUUGUUCUUUUUGUUCUUUCUUUCUUUCUUUGUUCUUUUUGUUCUUUCUUUCUUUCUUUGUUCUUUUUGUUCUUUCUUUCUUUCUUUGUUCUUUUUGUUCUUUCUUUCUUUCUUUGUUCUUUUUGUUCUUUCUUUCUUUCUUUGUUCUUUUUGUUCUUUCUUUUUUUCUUUUUUUCUUUUUGUUCUUUCUUUCUUUCUUUUGUUCUUUUUGUUCUUUCUUUUCUUUCUUUGUUCUUUUUUUUUCUUUCUUUCUUUUCUUUUGUUCUUUUUGUUCUUUCUUUCUUUUUUUGUUCUUUUUGUUCUUUUUUUUCUUUCUUUUGUUCUUUUGUUCUUUCUUUCUUUUUCUUUUUGUUCUUUUUUUUACUUUCUUUUUUUCUUUUCUUUCUUUUUGUUUCUUUCUUUCUUUCUUUGUUCUUUUUGUUCUUUUAUUUUCUUUCUUUGUUCUUUUUUGUUUCUUUUUCUUUCUUUCUUUUGUUCUUUUUGUUCUUUCUUUCUUUCUUUUUUGUUCUUUUGUUCUUUCUUUCUUUCUUUUUGUUCUUUUUGUUCUUUCUUUCUUUCUUUGUUCUUUUUUUCUUUUUUCUUUCUUUUUUUGUUCUUUUGUUCUUUUUUCUUUGUUCUUUUUUUUUCUUUCUUUUUUUUUUGUUCUUUUCUUUCUUUUCUUUCUUCUUUUUGUUCUUUCUUUCUUUCUUUUGUUCUUUUUGUUCUUUUUCUUUCUUUCUUUGUUCUUUUUGUUUCUUUUCUUUCUUUUUUUUGUUCUUUUUUAUUCUUUCUUUUCUUUCUUUUGUUCUUUUUUCUUUUGUUUCUUUCUUUUUUCUUUUUUGUUCUUUCUUUCUUUCUUUUUUCUUUUUUCAUUCUUUUUGUUUUUUUUUGUUUCUUUUUCUUUUUUUCUUUUCUUUUCUUUCUUUCUUUUUCUUUUUUUCUUUCUUUCUUUCUUUUGUUCUUUUUGUUCUUUCUUUCUUUUCUUUUGUUUCUUUUUUUUUUUCUUUUCUUUCUUUUCUUUGUUCUUUUUGUUCUUUCUUUCUUUUCUUUUUAUUUCUUUUUUUUCUUUCUUUCUUUUCUUUCUUUUUUUCUUUUUUCUUUUUUCUUUCUUUCUUUCUUUUUGUUCUUUUUUUUUUCUUUCUUUUUUCUUUUCUUUCUUUCUUUCUUUCUUUUUCUUUUUUCUUUUCUUUUCUUUUUUUUCUUUUUAUUCUUUCUUUCUUUCUUUCUUUUCUUUUUCUUUUUUCUUUUUCUUUCUUUGUUCUUUUUUUUUUCUUUUUUCUUUUUCUUUUGUUCUUUCUUUCUUUGUUCUUUUGUUUCUUUCUUUCUUUUCUUUUUCUUUUGUUCUUUCUUUCUUUCUUUUUCUUUUUUUUCUUUCUUUCUUUUGUUCUUUUUUUUUCUUUCUUUCUUUCUUUUGUUCUUUUUUUCUUUUCUUUUGUUCUUUUUCUUUUGUUCUUUUUUUUCUUUCUUUUUUCUUUGUUCUUUUUUCUUUUUUCUUUCUUUUCUUUUUUGUUCUUUCUUUCUUUCUUUGUUCUUUUUUCUUUCUUUCUUUUCUUUUCUUUGUUCUUUUUGUUCUUUUCUUUUUCUUUCUUUGUUCUUUUUUUUUUCUUUCUUUUCUUUCUUUGUUCUUUUUUUACUCUUUUCUUUCUUUCUUUGUUCUUUUUGUUCUUUCUUUUCUUUCUUUUUUGUUCUUUUUUGUUUCUUUCUUUCUUUCUUUGUUCUUUUUGUUUCUUUUUUUUCUUUCUUUUUUCUUCUUUUUGUUCUUUUAUUUCUUUCUUUGUUCUUUUUGUUUCUUUCUUUCUUUCUUUGUUCUUUUGUUUUUCUUUAUUUUCUUUGUUUUUUUUUUAUUCUUUCUUUCUUUCUUUUGUUCUUUUUUAUUUCUUUCUUUUUCUUUCUUUGUUCUUUUUUUUUUUCUUUCUUUCUUUGUUCUUUUUUUGUUCUUUUUUCUUUCUUUGUUUGUUUUGUUUUUUUCUUUUUUCUUUCUUUUUUUCUUUCUUUUCUUUUCUUUUGUUCUUUUGUUCUUUCUUUUUCUUUCUUUCUUUGUUCUUUUUUCCAUUUCUUUUUUUUCUUUCUUUGUUCUUUUUGUUCUUUCUUUCUUUCUUUCUUUCUUUGUUCUUUUUGUUCUUUCUUUCUUUCUUUCUUUCUUUGUUCUUUUUUUCUUUCUUUCUUUCUUUGUUCUUUUUGUUCUUUCUUUCUUUCUUUCUUUGUUCUUUUUGUUCUUUCUUUCUUUCUUUCUUUGUUCUUUUUGUUCUUUCUUUCUUUCUUUCUUUUUUCUUUCUUUCUUUCUUUCUUUUUUUUUUCUUUUCUUUUUCUUUCUUUCUUUUCUUUCUUUUUUUGUUCUUUCUUUCUUUCUUUCUUUUUUUUUCUUUUUUCUUUUCUUUUCUUUGUUCUUUUGUUUUUUUCUUUCUUUUCUUUCUUUUUUUCUUUUUGUUCUUUCUUUCUUUCUUUUCUUUGUUCUUUUUUUUCUUUCUUUCUUUCUUUCUUUGUUCUUUUGUUCUUUUCUUUUUUUUCUUUUCUUUUUCUUUUGUUCUUUCUUUUUUUCUUUCUUUGUUCUUUUUUUUUUUUCUUUCUUUCUUUCUUUUGUUCUUUUUUUCUUUCUUUCUUUCUUUUUUUGUUCUUUUUUUUUUCUUUCUUUUUUUUUCUUUCUUUUUGUUCUUUUUUUUCUUUCUUUUUGUUCUUUCUUUCUUUCUUUUUUCUUUCUUUUUUUUUUCUUUGUUCUUUUUUGUUCUUUCUUUGUUUCUUUCUUUUUGUUUCUUUCUUUUUGUUCUUUCUUUUUUUUCUUUCUUUUUUUCUUCUUUCUUUUUUUUCUUUUUUUUUUCUUUCUUUCUUUUUUUUCUUUUUUUUCUUUCUUUUUGUUCUUUCUUUCUUUUUUUUUGUUUUUUUUCUUUUUUUUCUUUUUGUUCUUUUUGUUUUUUUCUUUUUUUAUUUUUUUUUUGUUCUUUUUUUUUCUUUUUUUUUGUUCUUUUUUUUGUUUUCUUUUUUUUUUCUUUUUUUUUGUUCUUUCUUUUUUGUUUCUUUCUUUUUUUUUCUUUCUUUUUGUUCUUUCUUUUUGUUUCUUUUUUUUUUGUUCUUUCUUUUUGUUCUUUCUUUUUGUUUCUUUCUUUUUUUUUUCUUUCUUUUUUUUCUUUCUUUUUGUUUCUUUCUUUUUUUUCUUUCUUUUUUUUUCUUUCUUUUUUUGUUUCUUUCUUUUUUUCUUUCUUUUGUUUCUUUCUUUUUUUUUUUCUUUUUUUGUUCUUUCUUUUUUUUUCUUUCUUUUUGUUCUUUCUUUUGUUCUUUUUUUUGUUCUUUCUUUUUUGUUCUUUUUUUUGUUUUUUUUUUGUUCUUUUUUUCUUUCUUUUUUUCUUUUUGUUCUUUUUUCUUUCUUUUUUUUUUUUUCUUUUUUUUUUCUUUCUUUUUUUCUUUCUUUCUUUCUUUUUCUUUUUCUUUCUUUCUUUCUUUCUUUUUUUCUUUUUUUUCUUUCUUUUUUUGUUCUUUCUUUUUUUUUGUUUUUUUUUUCUUUUUUGUUCUUUUUUUUUUUUUUGAAGCUUUUUUCAACUAUUCUUUCUUUUUUGUUCUUUCUUUCUUUUUUUUCUUUCUUUCUUUUUUCUUUUCUUUCUUUUUUUUCUUUCUUUUUUUUUUUCUUUCUUUUUUUUUUUUUUCUUUCUUUUUUUUUUCUUUCUUUUUUCUUUUUUCUUUCUUUCUUUUUUUUUUUUCUUUCUUUUCUUUCUUUUGCUUACAUUUAUCACAACUUAAGCUACCAAUUCCACAUUAGUGUGCUCUGGGACAGUAACUUAAUCAUGGUAAACUUUUUUUUUUUUUCUUUCUUAAAUGCUCAUAGGCAUUUUCAACAAAAGUUUAACGGGGGCCAAAUUCAACAAAGUUUAACGGAAAUUCUUUUGGCAAAUGGAGCAAGGUUGGAUACAAGCCUCAGUGAUGCAGAAGGCUUUGAUUUUCCUCUGCUGUUUGCUGUAUUGAUAAAUUGCAAUACUUCACCUGUGUCACCAGAUUUGAUAGAAAAGGUUAUACCUGAUCGACCUGAAGAUUUAAACAAGUUAUUCUACAAGGGACAAAAUGUGUUGUUUCACAGCAUUGAUUAUUUGGUGCCAAAGAAUAUUGUUGAAGUGAUCCUGAAGAAAGGUUGUGCUAGUUUAGUGACUGCUAAAAAUAAGUUUAACUUGAACGCUCGAGAAUAUGCUGCUGAAUGCGAUGCCACUUAUGUUGUGGAAGAAAUAGACAAAGCUGUGUUCCGCUGGUGUUUUGAAGAUGACAACAACACCAACCGUAAAUUACUUGCCCUCCAUGGCUAUCAGUACCUGGUGAUGCCUUUGGAGGUACAUUAUGGAAUACUGUGGGAUAAAUUCUGUGUGGCCUCCAUGUCUUUCUCUUCUCUUUAG
Acanthosepion pharaonis is the source of this 6468-nucleotide messenger RNA. The record is from the annotation of a GenBank genome assembly. Lineage: Eukaryota; Metazoa; Mollusca; Cephalopoda; Sepiida; Sepiidae.